Messenger RNA from Tarenaya hassleriana, 6747 nucleotides. RefSeq names its product chromatin modification-related protein EAF1 B-like. Bases 458 to 6232 code for a protein of 1924 amino acids. The transcript has 23 exons. Lineage: Eukaryota; Viridiplantae; Streptophyta; Magnoliopsida; Brassicales; Cleomaceae. The record is from RefSeq and is a predicted model, not a curated record. Gene Ontology annotation, cellular component: NuA4 histone acetyltransferase complex.
CGAACCAGGCCCACUCUCUCAGAGAGAGAGAGAGAGUGUCGCAUAGUGCGUCGAAGAGAGAGAGAGGGAGAAAGAAAAAAAAACGACACGAGAGCGAUUUUGUUUUCCUCCUCCGAGAGGGAAACAUAAAUUGAAAGAAAUUUCCAUGGAGGAAUUGCUGAGUUAGGAGUCUGGCCGGGAGGAUUCAUGGAUUCUGUUUACACGGGAGCGUCUUGUUUCCGUCUGGAACUGGUUCUGUCGUCGUGAAUUUUUUGGAGCUUUUCGAGAGGGUUGUGGGGAGAGUCUGUGGUUUCAUUGUCCGAAACCCUAGGAGAGAGAAAAAAACACACGAAUUAGGUUGUAAGCUUGUCUGAGUUUUGUGCCCUAGGCUUGCAUUCUCCUCAUUCCACGUCCGACUCAGAUUAAUGCCAGGAUUUGAAUUAAUGGGACGGGCGGACUCAUUUGUGCUAAGGUGGAGAUGCAUGGAAGCAUUUUAGGAUUUGUCAUAGUAAAUGCUGAAGUUGAUUUCAUGGGAGGAGUUAUUGACAGUGGAGGUGGUAUUGGGGUCAAAACAUCUCCACGUCAAGCAGCAUUCGAGAAGGCUCAAGCAGAGCUAAGGCAAGAGUAUGAUGUUCGCGAAGAAAGGAGAAGGGAAUUGGAGUUUUUAGAGAAAGGUGGCAAUCCCUUGGAUUUCAAAUUUGGUAAUACAACUUCACAUAGCGUCCAAUCGCCGUCAUCCACCGAUCAGCAGGCAGAUCAAUUAGUAAACAGUGAAGUCAAAGAUAGUUUUGCCCUGACUGCCUCACCACAUGGAGAUUCUGUGGAGAGUGGUGGUAGACCUGGAGUUCCUACAGUUUCAGAACCUAAUACAGCUGAUAAUCUUUUACUAUUUGACGGGGAAAAAGAGUUACUUGAAAGAGAGACAAAUUCGAGAAGUUUUAAUAAGAGAAACAAAGCUGAAUCAGUGAGGUGCUCCCAAGAGAACACCAACCAGAAUGUCAAAGAAACAGAAGAUUCUGCCAUUUUUCGUCCAUAUGCUCGUAGGAAUAGAUCAAAGAUAAAUCGGGAUUCAGCACGACCAAAUUCGACAGAGUUAGCUCAGAGUCGUGGUGGUCUUGUGACGUCUCUCUCAAUUCGUAGAGGAUCAGUGGAUGGAAAGAGUAGCACACCUCAAACGGCUAACCAGAAGAAUAGGCAUAUAACUUCUAUGUCUUGUCCAAGCUCUGCGACUUCAAAUGGUAAUAUCAAUUCGAAAAGUUUAGUUUCCAAUAAUCUAUUAAACUCUGAGGCAGAGGAUCUAUUAGUUGGUCGAGAGAUGAGUGUUAGCACAAGAAGUAGCCCGCUGAAAGAAGAGGCAGAUGUUACAUUAAGGAAAAAUUCUUCUGUUGUGGCAUGUGGAGAGGCUGAACUUGCUGGGGAGAAGGCUCAGGCGGUUCCUGCUAGUACAGAAAUCCAGGCUCACGAAGCUGCAGCAAUAGCUGGGCAAGAAAUUAUGCCUACCCAAUUGAAUGGCCUUGUAGAUUUUAAAGGAGAGAAAAAAAGCUUAGCAAAUACUGCAACUGCAAGGUCAGAAGGGUUAGAUUCAGAAUCUUCUCAUGCUAACAAUGUAGGUGUAGACGUAGAUAAUGAGAAGGAUCUCCAUGGAGUAGACAAAGCUGACAUCAAUGGAAUCUGUAUGCAGCGGACUUUAAGAGUAGAGGGGUUACUAAAUAAUAAUGGCAGUGAAAUGGUGAAUACAAAGAAUGAGAAUGAGGUUUGUGGCACUAUUGCCGGUGUUAACGUGAGGACUUAUGUAGAUGAAAACCAGACAAAAUUGGUCAAAACCGAAAUUCAAAGCCAGAGAAGUACAUCUGAAUUGCAAAAUGAAGAGAAAUGCUCUUCUGAAGCAGAAAGAAAACAAGAAGUUGAUUUGGCUGUAUCUGGAGAUGAUAGGAAAGUCGGUGAUGGUUUAGCUGACAAAUCUAGCAACCAUUUUUACCCUGGAAAGCCUCAGGCAUCAGCAGAAAUCAGCUCUGGUGUAGUUAAUAAGAAUGUAGUUUCAGGAGUUGAUAUUGUAGCAUCAAAAAGACAAACUGAUCCAGAAGGUGGCUCUAUUCUGGUAGAUACCAUGAAGGAGGAUUCGAUACUCGAGGAGGCACGCGUUAUAAAGGCAAAGAGAAAGAAAGUUGCUGAGUUAUCUUUCAGUACAGUACCAGUGGAGGUCCAUAUGAAAUCUCAGUGGGAUUUCGUCCUUGAAGAAAUGACAUGGCUGGCAAAUGAUUUUGCGCAGGAGCGCCUUUGGAAGAUGACUGUUGCUUCCCAAAUCUGCCAUCAAAUUGCCUUUACUUCUCAACUGAUAUCUGAGCAAAGAAUUCAGCAUGGGAAGCUAAAAACGUUAGCUUCUACCCUAGGUAAUGCAAUCCUGUUGUUCUGGAGUUCUGUUGAGCUGCCUGGGGAGGAGAUUGAGGAAACAAGUUUGAUUGAUGCCAAAGUUGAUGCCAAAGGAACUACUGAUAAGGAGAGUAGCACAGAGUUGGGGUGUGAGAGCCAUGGAAAAUGUUCAGCUGCUGGUGUCAUAGAAUAUGCGCGGAGAUUUUUGAAGUAUAACAAUUCUUCUGUCCCCCCUCUACAAGCACCACCACCAUCGACUCCUGACAAUUUGCGUGACCCGGGCAUUUUGGAAACAUCUUGGGAUGAUCAGCUUACAGAAGAAAGCCUCUUUUAUUCAGUCCCCCCUGGUGCAAUGGAGGCUUACCGAAAGUCUAUUGAAUCUCAUCUCACACGAUAUGGGAAAUCUAGAAGUAGCAUACAGGAGGAGGUUGAGACUUCUGAUUAUGAUGCCGCAGGAGAUACAGGAUACAAUGCCAUUGUUUAUGACGACGAUGAAGGAGAAACAAGCACUUAUUAUCUGCCUGGAGCUUUUGAAUGUAUUCAAUCAUCUAAUUUAAGCCGCAAGAAGAGGAAGAACUUGUUGAAGUCAUAUGAUAUUGGAGCUGAUUUACCAUGUGGCAGCUACACAGGUGCAUCCAAUCAACCAACAUUGAUGGGGAAAAGGCCUGCCAGUAAUAUAAAUGUUGGUUCAGUACCGACAAAGCGCAUGCGCACUGCUUCCAGGCAGAGGAUAAUUAGCCCUUUUGGCGGUGCUACAGCUGGAAAUUUACCAGUGCCCUCGAAGACAGAUGCUUCUAGUGGCGACACUGAUUCUUUUCAGGAUGAGCAAAGUAGUUUGCAUGGUGGAUCUGGUGUUCAGAAAGGCACAGAAGUUGAAUCAACUGGGAACUUUGAGAGGCGGUUACCUUAUGACUUGGCUGAAACUUUUGGAAAAUCUAAAAAGAAGAAGAAGGCUCAUCUAGUAGGUUCUGGAUAUGACCAGGCUUGGCAUCUUGAUUCAACAGUCCAUGGUGAACAGAAGGAUCACUGGAAGAAGCGACCAGAGGCUAACCAUUUUGAUAUGAACGGUCUGUAUGGGCCGCAUGGUGCAAAGAAGCAGAAGAUAGCGAAGCAUUCGGCCGGGAAUAAUUUUGACAGUUCUACUCCUGUUAUUGGAUCGAUUCCAUCUCCUGUAGGAUCACAGAUGAGCAAUAUGUCCAACCCCAACAAAUUUAUUAAAUUGAUUGGAGGUCGUGAGAGGGGCAGAAAAAUAAAAGGCCUGAAGAUUUCUUCUGGUCAACAAUGUUCUGGAAAUCCAUGGUCACUAUUUGAAGAUCAGGUGCUUGUUGUUCUGGUGCAUGAUAUGGGCCCUAACUGGGAGCUCAUAAGUGAUGCAAUGAACAGCAAUCUCAAAAUUAAGUAUAUACAUCGCAAUCCAAGUGAAUGCAAGGAACGACAUAAGAAUCUAAUGGAUAGGAAUGCUGGUGAUGAUAGUGUUGAAGACUCGGGAACUUCUCAGCCUUACCCAUCUACACUGCCUGGCAUCCCAAAGGGAAGUGCGAGGCAGUUGUUCCAACGUUUGCAAGGGCCAAUGGAGGAGGAUACCCUCAAAUCCCAUUUUGAGAAGAUUUGUUUGAUUGGGAAGAAGUUCCACUGUCGAGGAACUCAGAACAAUACCCGGGAUCCUAAGCAGAUAGUACCAGUCCACAAUUCUCAAGUUAUGGCUCUAUCUCAAGUAUUCCCAAAUAACCUGAAUGGAAGUGUCCUCACGCCCCUUGAUCUUUGUGAUGCAUCAACUUCAGGACAAGAUGUAUUUACCCUUGAAAAUCCAGGUUUGCCGGUGUUGAACCAGGGAAUGUCAGGUCUCCCAACUUCUGGAGCAAACCCGUGCAUAUCUGGAUCCGGAGCUAUGCUUGGUAAUAACUUGUCAACAACUUCUGGUCCACCCAGUGCUCCUAUUAGGGAUGGUAGAUUCAAUGUUCCUAGAGGAUCUUUGCCACUUGAGGAGCAACACCGUCUCCAAUAUAAUCAGAUGUUAUCUGGCAGAAACCCGCAGCAGCAGCCUACCUUGCCAACUGCUGGGGCUGUUCCUAGACCUGACCGUGGACACCGCAUGGUACCGCCUGGUGGAAACGCCAUGGGAGGAAGCAGGGGCACACCAUUGUCAAGGCCCGGUUUUCAGGGAAUGGGUUCGCCAAGCAUGCCUAGCUCUGGUAGCAUGCUUUCCUCUGGUAUGGCCGGAAUGCCGAGCACUGGAAAUAUUCACUCUGGAGUGGGCCCUUCUCAAGGGAACUCUACGUUGAGGCCUCGUGAAGCUAUGCAGCAUAUGAUGCGGAUGCAGGCUGCACAAGGGAACGGUCAGGGGAUCCCGGCUUUCAGUGGUUUGAGCGCUGGUUUUACCAACCAGACAACUCCUCCUGUUCAGACCUAUCCAGGCCAUCUUUCUCAGCCGCCACACGUACUUGGGAACACACAUCAUCCUCAUCUCCAGAACCCUAGCCAUGCAACUGGAGCACAACAAGCAUUUGCAUCCCGUCAAAGGCAAAUGCAUCAGCGGUGUAUGCAGCAACAGCAGCAGUUUCCAGCAUCUGGAGCUGCGAUGUCACAUGGAUCACCCCAACCUCAAGUUCCUCCGAUAUCUUCUUCCCCGCAAAACAGUCCUCUAAUGCAAUCGUCGCUUGUCUCAUCUCAACCACUAUCGAUGCCUCCAGCAACGACAUCUCCUAUUAUGACAGCCACAGGGCAACAAACCCCACAGAAGCCUCAAUUGCCGCCUCAUGCUUUGGGUCGGAAUCCUCAAUCUGGUGUUUCUGGAGCUAACAGUCAAGCUGGAAAGCAGCGGCAUCGCCAACUCCAGCAGCAGUUCCAGCAGUCUGGAAGACAGCAUCCACACCAGCGGCAACCAACUCAAGGUCAGCAACCAAAUAAGCUCUUGAAGGGAAUGGGGAGAGGGAACAUGAUGCAACAGAGCAUCUCUGUUGACCCAUCAAACCUGAAUGGUCUUACAAUGGCCCCGGGAAUGCAGAUUAUUGAAAAGAGAGAAACCGCGGUUCCAUCUAUUCCCUCUCAGCCAUCCAUCACGGGGACCAACACAGGCACACAUCAACAGUCUAAACCACUGGUUCCUUCGCAAUCUUCAAAUCUUUCUCAUCCGCAGCCAAAAGCGUUUCCAAGUACUCCAUCUCCUUCUUCUCAACCGGUUCAACCAAUGCGUGUGCAUGCAGAUAAUAGCAUCCAAGGCCAGGUUUCACCAUUGGUGGCGGGUAACUCCUUAUCCACAUCUGGCCCUUCCGUUUCAAUGACAGCCACACCUUCCAACCAUCAGCAUUUGCUGCAACACCAGAAGCAGGGAAAUCAAGCUGCUCAGAAAAUCCUCCAACAUAAUCACCUGGGGAACUCUGACUUGUCAGGGAAAUCAAAAACUGUACGUACCCCGGGUGAUCCACAGUCGGUAAACAAUAUCAACCCGAUGUUAAAUACGAGUGCAACAAAGGGUGUCACGCCUCAGCCUAGUAUAGACUCCACUAACAUUAGAGCUGCUGUUUCUGUUUCUCCUGCUACCGAUUCUCCCCCAAAGGCAUCAGAAACACCUUUGUCUGAUUCCUCUGUGCAAAACACUGCAACAUCUAAAGUAGUUAGCAGCUCUCUUACGGAUUCAGUUGGGAGUGAUGCAGUGCCAAUGUCCGGUCAAGGAAUAGGUCAGCAACACUUUCAUGGGCUUAACGCCAGGACGCAGAAACCACAGCAAAGGCAGUUGUCUGAGCAGCAGCAGCAGCAGCAGCAGCCAGUACAAAAUCAGAAACAUCUUCCUGCUGCUGGAAAACCACAGCCCGAGCAGAACUCGCUGUUACAGGCAGCGGAAGAAAACACAUGCUCGGGGCCUCCGGACACAAAAGUAGAAUGAGGGUGAACAGCGAUGAUCCAAGUAGCUCAAGUAGCGGUAGAUCGUCCGAGGGCAUUUGCUUGCCCAUUGGACAAAAUUGUACAGGUACACUACCAAUGAUCAAAUCUCUGUCCCCAACAUCCCUGAGACUAACACGAGCAAAGCAAAUGCUAAAAACCUUUGCAGAUGGAGAAAGCUAAUUGGCAAAGAGGGGCAGCAGAUGAUGGGAGAAGGUGAUGAUGAUUCUUGCUGGUCUUUUUUGCCUUCCUUUUUUUUAACAUAGAGAGAAGGACUCAAACAUCAUAUAUAUUUUCCCUUCACCAUCAAUGUAAAUUACCACUUUGGCGCCAUCUUCCCCCCUUUUGGUCUAGGGAGAGUAGAGAAAACAGUUAUAGAGUCGUGUCUUGUACAGGAAACACUCUCCAUCUUUUUUCUUACUUCCUUAGGGUUAGGUUUUCAUGUGUUAAUUGUUUCUCACCCCCUCUUCCAAUUGGAAAAAAAAAAUUAUUAAGGGAAGAAAAAUGGUUUCCCCAAAA